GCUGAUUGAUUAGCUGGUGUCUGGUGUGCUGCUGUGGUUUGAUGCUCUUAGUUGCUGUCUGCUGUGGUUUGAUGCUCUGUGAUUUAGCCGCUGCAAACAUGAGUGCCGGAGGAGGAACCCCUUACAUCGGCAGUAAGAUAAGUUUGAUAUCCAAGGCUCAGAUGCGGUAUGAAGGAAUCCUGUCGUCCGUCGACACCGACAGGUCCACGGUGGCGUUAGCCAAAGUUAAAUCCUAUGGGACAGAGGACCGGCACACAGACAGACCAGCGCCUCCCAAAGAUGAAAUUUAUGAAUACAUAAUCUUCAGAGGAAGUGACAUUAAAGAUAUCACUGUGUCCGAGCCACCGAAACAACACCAUGGACUGCCUCGUGACCCAGCUAUUGUACAGUCAUCCCUUGGCAACUCCUCUGCUGCGUAUCACCCACGCUGGAGUUCAUACAGAGACAUGAUGCCCACCUACAACCAGCUGGCUGCUACUUCUCUACUCAACCAGCAGUACAAUGCAGCACUAGGCCUAGUACCAGGACUUCACGGCAUCCCCGCCAGAAGAGCUCCCAUGGUGGAGCAGGCCGUCCAGACCGUGCCCUUGGCUGCAGGCGCCGCCGCCACCGCCCAGAAAAGAGGCUCCAAGACUCCAACCCAGCCGCAAGGCAGACAGCCUGCUCGUCCAACCCAGCGCUCCGGCCAGGUUCAGAAGGAGAACGUACCAAGCAGUCGGGCACCAUCUCAGCCAAGUGCAGCCAAGGUUCAAGGCCAGAGCACCGAGAACCAGAAACAAAGAGAAAAACAAGGCAGUCGCAGGUCCAGGAAUCGAAGCAGAGGUCAGCUUCUGGUGAAGAACUCGACCAAGGCCACAACCCUGCAGUUUGAGUCAGAUUAUGAUUUUGAAUCCGCAAAUGCUCAGUUUAAAGAUGAUCUCACGAAGGAGGUUGUGGUUGAAAAGGUGGAAUCUGGGGGGGAGGCCCAGGACAGCCAGGGUACACAGGAGGAGGACACACUCGGCGAUAAAUACUACGACAGAGCCAAAUGCUUCUUUGACAACAUCUCCUCAGACCUUAAGCCCAGGAGAACCACCUGGGCGGAGGAGAAAAAGAUGAACAUGGAAACUUUCGGAGUGCCCGGCCGCUUCCUGAGAGGCCGAGGCUUCAGGGGCCGAGGACGCAGAGGACAGAGCUCCACCGAGCAGCGGCCCCUCCCAAAAAUUGGCAGUGGAAGGGUGUGAAGGCUUUUCUUUUUUUGGUUUGUCUUUUUUUGUUAACAUUUCCUGUAAAUAUUGUAGUUUUCUACUUAUUUAAAAAGCACCUCCCUUCUUUCCCCAUUUGAAGCUAAGAUUUUUUUUUUUCCUCCAUCCCAAAUUUUAGGGAAUUUGUACUUUUGAAGCUUUAUUAUAUGAAAUGGGAGAGCAAUUUCUUUAAUCAAGCCGCUGUAUGCUAGAAGCAAAUUUAUUAAUUGGCAGUUUAGCAAAAUGCAAUGUGGAAUUUGUCUUUUGAACAGGCCAGCAGGCACAUAAUUUUUUUUUUGUUGCUAAAUAUGACAUUUUUCUGCUUAACUGUCCAAAUGUAACUCCGAAUAGCUUUUGGAGGACAGCUGUACUUUAUUUUUUUCCCCCUACUUGUAAAAUGAAAACUGUGGAGGACUUUGUAACAGUUGCUAUUAAAUAACAUAUGAUUAACAGUA
Molecule: messenger RNA, 1678 nt
Organism: Sebastes umbrosus (honeycomb rockfish)
Lineage: Eukaryota; Metazoa; Chordata; Actinopteri; Perciformes; Sebastidae
Product: protein LSM14 homolog B-B-like
Exons: 8
Coding region: 42-1223 (393 amino acids)
Molecular function (GO): mRNA binding
Source: RefSeq, a predicted model, not a curated record